Messenger RNA from Paramecium pentaurelia, 242 nucleotides. The record is from the annotation of a GenBank genome assembly. NCBI's taxonomy places the organism in Eukaryota, Ciliophora, Oligohymenophorea, Peniculida, Parameciidae.
AUGAAUUAGAAAAUUGUGAUGAGAAAUGAAGACUAGGAAGUUGAAGUGUCUGGGACAGAAUAAGUAUUUCAUCAAUUUAUGUUUAGGCAGUUGAAAUAUAGUAAGAGACCAUUAAAGUAAAUGAAGCUCAUAUUGAUAUAAUUGUAAAAGAAUUUGAUGUUGAUCGAUUUUAAGCAACAAGAUGGUUAAAAAAGAAUGAUGGAGAUUUAUAAAAAACUAUUAAGUGGAUAAUUAGUAAUUGA